Pseudomyrmex gracilis is the source of this 1198-nucleotide messenger RNA. RefSeq lists its product as uncharacterized. The transcript is spliced from 2 exons. Lineage: Eukaryota; Metazoa; Arthropoda; Insecta; Hymenoptera; Formicidae. The record is from RefSeq and is a predicted model, not a curated record. The annotation marks the transcript as partial.
AUGUACCGUUCUUCCAAAGAAUGGAAACUCGCGAUAAGACUAGACGUAACUUUUAUGUAUAAUAGACUAGAACAGUUGCGAAGAAUGUUGGACAAUACCGGAGACUUGUGCGGCAACGAAAAAAUAUUUAGUAAAAAUAAAGAGUUCUGUGACAGUUUUUCUGGCGAGUUACGGCACAGGGAAUUCAAGGUCAUCGGUUCCGUAGCCAAAGUGUUAUGUGGCACCAUAGACGCAGAAGACGAGAAAGUAAUCUCGGAGCAGUUGCAAUUAAUAAGAAAGAAACAGGCCGUAUUGCAGCAUACUGUAAAAACUCAAUUACAAGUAAUUAAUGCCACGAUUGCUCACGUAGACGAUGUGGAAAAUAUCAUAAAAAGAAAUGAGAAUAGGCUGCGGGAAGCAGUGGUAAGAAUAACUCAAAAAAUUGAUGACUACGCACAACAGCAAGAACUGAGAGACUAUUUCCUUGAGCUGGGCAGUUUGCUGACAAAGAUGGAACUCGAUGCCGAGGGAAUAAUUGAGUACGUUACCGACGUGCACACUAAGUAUGCAAAAUUGGAAAUAGUGCCACUUGAGCAAAUCAUACAUAGCCUGAAAAAAGCAAAUAACCAAUUCAUGCGGGACCUGCGUUUUCCUUUUACUGUGACUCUAGAAAACUGGUUAGAAAUNAAAAGGUUUGUCACGGUUAAUGUCUAUUGUAAGGACUCGAAUAUAUUCACGAUUGUAAAAUUUCCGUUGGUCAGUUCCGGUAGUUACAAUGUGUACAGGGUAGUACCCUUACCAGUACAUGAACGGGACGACGUGUUCGCGGCGGUGCUAGUCAAGCACCCAGUGGUGGCAAUAGACAAAAAUCGUCAAACGUACUCUGUACUAAACAAAAUACAGUGGAAUAGUUGUAUAAGCGCAAAAAAUCGUUAUGUGUGUAAAAAUGUGGAUUCAAUGUAUCGAUUCUCGCAAGGAGCGCCCUGCAAGUUACAAAUGUUUAUAAACAAGGAUGGUAGCUACAAAGACUGUGAAAUCGACCACAUGGUUUCCAACCAAACCGUGUGGGUACGAUUAACAAAAGCGCGCGUAUGGUUGUUCUUGACCUUGAAGGAAGAAACUUUACGAAUUACGUGCGAAAACGAAUCAGAAAGAAUGGAGGUCAUAUCCGGAGUCGGGAAAAUAGAGCUGCCGGAGCAAUGCAAAUUGACCACAGCAA